Molecule: messenger RNA, 381 nt
Organism: Peronospora matthiolae
Lineage: Eukaryota; Oomycota; Peronosporomycetes; Peronosporales; Peronosporaceae
Source: the annotation of a GenBank genome assembly
AUGGAGGUGGAGGAGGAGGGAAAACGAUCUCCAAACUAUCGUGGGGAUCCGUGUGUUUCCAAGAGCUUCUUUGAUCGCGUAACUCAAGGGUUACGCGACGAUCUCGAACAUGAGCGGGACAGGCGUCUUCAAAUGGCGGACACUGUCUCGAAGCAUCGAGCUGAGUUUGCCUUUGCUCAGCUUGAGAACGAAAGAGCUCUGACAUCUCUUCGUGACGAGCUAAGGGUAGCUCGUGGGAUUGUUGAUCGGUCUCGGGAUGAGAUAACUGCUCUUCAGACCCUUGUCGAUGCCCACCAUCGGGAGCACAAGGCUCUCUGCGAGAUGCUUGAGCGCAAGGGCGUUCUUCAUCGGAAGAAGCAGCGUACUGAUGGUACGGCUUAA